AUGAUCCCACCUGGGAAAGCACUUUGUACUGCUGGGAUUAUAGUUGGGCUCCUGGCUUUCUUCUGGAGAGACACCUUUAACCCAGACAGCAUCUCUGGUGCCCGAGUUCUCCUGACUGGAGCCAGCGCUGGGAUCGGAGAGCAGAUGGCAUAUCAUUACUCCAGGUUUGGUGCUGAAAUAGUUCUGACUGCCAGGAGGGAAACCCUGCUUCAGAAAGUGACGGAGAAAUGCCUGCAGCUGGGAGCAAAGAAAGUCUUUUACAUCCAGGCCGAUAUGUCUUCCCCUCAAGCCCCAGAAAAGGUGGUGCAGUUUGCUUUGCAAAAACUGGGGGGACUGGAUCACCUGGUGCUGAACCACAUUGGCGGGACCCCUUUCCAGAUGUGGGAUGGAGACGUGGAACACACCCGCUGGCUCAUGCAGGUGAAUUUCCUGAGUUAUGUGGCCUUGGCAUCUGCAGCUCUUCCCAUCUUGGCUGAGAGUAAAGGAUCUCUGAUUGUAGUUUCUUCCGUCUCAGGGAAAAUCUCAACUCCCUUCACAGUCUCUUACUCCGCCACCAAGUUCGCUCUGGACGGAUUCUUUAGCUCCCUGCGCCAUGAGCUCGCCAUGCAGAAGCAAGAUGUGUGCAUCACCCUCUGCAUCUUGGGGCUGAUCGACACCGAAAUGGCUUUGGAGAAGACGAGGGACAAGGUGUACAUGAGCGCCUAUCCCGCUGCUGAAGCCGCGCUGACCAUCAUCAAAGGCGGAGCCACCAGGGCACGGGAGGUGUUCUACCCCUGGUGGCUGGAGCUGCUGUGCCACCUGCGGGAUUGGUUUCCCGACCAGAGGGAUGUCGUUAUACAGAGCUUCUAUAACUACACCAGCGCCUGAGUGAUGCAGAGCUGCCAUUCCCUUCGCCCUGCAAAUACAGGCGCAAGGCCCUCGCCUCCUGCUGAGGUCAAUGUCAGCCAUUGGCUUCAGUGCGAGCAGCAUUUGGAUCUGGAACAAAAAAUGUCAGGAAAUCAUUGGCUAAGGGUCCAGUAGCAACCUUAGCUCUGAUCCCUCCUCUGUCCCCAUCAACCUUAUCUCUCACCCCUCCUCUGUCCCCAUCAACCUUAACUCUGACCCGUCCUCUGUCCCCAUCAACCUUAGCUCUGAUCCCCCCUCCAUCCGUAUCAAUGUCUGACCCUUCCUUCCUCCCCAUCAACCAGUCUCUGACCCUUCUUCCAUCACCAUCGACCUUAGCUCUGAUCCCUCCUCUGUCCCCAUCAACCUUAACUCUGACCCCUCCUCUGUCCCCAUCAACCUUAACUCUGACCCCUCCUCUGUCCAUAUCAAUGUCUGACCCUUCCUUCCUCCCCAUCAACCAGUCUCUAACCCUUCUUCCAUCACCAUCAACCUUAUCUCUGAUCCCUUCUCUGUCCCCAUCAAC
Messenger RNA from Emys orbicularis (European pond turtle), 1408 nucleotides. RefSeq names its product hydroxysteroid 11-beta dehydrogenase 1 like (gene HSD11B1L). Bases 1 to 867 code for a protein of 288 amino acids. The transcript has 7 exons. NCBI's taxonomy places the organism in Eukaryota, Metazoa, Chordata, Testudines, Emydidae. Gene Ontology annotation, cellular component: intracellular membrane-bounded organelle. Gene Ontology annotation, molecular function: oxidoreductase activity. The record is from RefSeq and is a predicted model, not a curated record.